Molecule: messenger RNA, 1113 nt
Organism: Sphaeroforma arctica JP610
Lineage: Eukaryota; Ichthyosporea; Ichthyophonida
Exons: 1
Coding region: 394-1113 (239 amino acids)
Source: RefSeq, a predicted model, not a curated record
GUUGUUUUUACGCUAUGUUCAUAGCACCAAUACUUCACGAGUAAUUAGCGUGCCGGUACCAGAGGGUAGGUCGAAUUUGUGGUAGGUGAAAAACACGAUUGUGACAUGCUAGCAAGGUCAAAGAAGCAUUCAAGGGUGUUAUAUAUCGCUCAUAAGGUGUAUGGUAGGGUCACAUAAGCCCAUGGUAGCAUAAAACAACGAUAGCAGGUGGUCACGUUGCGGAAUGGUGUAAUGACCAUCGAUUGAUGCAUGCAUUGAAUUGACUUUUAUUCGGAGGUUAGUGGUGCUAUGACGGCCUGUGGUUGCAUACCCCAGGAUGUGUGCGACGAAUGCAGAUGACGUUGUUCACUAUGUAAUAGUGCGUGCAAGAAGUGUAAGUGUGCUUGCAACCGUAUGAAUGGCGCUAGGAAACAUGGUCGUCAGAAGGGAUUCACCAAGGUAGUAGGCGAGGUGCAGCGUACUUCAUCAGGACGCACAUCAGCUAAGAAAGCACGUUUAGAUAUUGCGGAGAGUAUACGUGCGCUUGAUACUCCAUCACGUGCUAUGAGUGCGCCAAGUGAGACAUACACACACUCUGAAAGUCAAAACUUUGUCACAAUCAGCACGAAUAGUAACAAACGUCUAAAUACAAUAGUAGAUAUCUCACGGACAUUUGGAUGGAGUCGUAACAGUAGAAAGGCCUUGCCUAGUACAGAAUUACGCACUAACAACACUGAAAUCCAAAGAACACAUCCAAAUGACUGGAGUUGCGUGUCUCAAAUUGUGCUCAAGGCUGCUACCCGUGUAGCAAACAUAGUAUAUCCAGCCGAUGCAGAUGCUUUGUUGCGUGACAUUAAGAAGCACGCCCAAGGAUGGGCGAGAUGUCGACCUCGUGGCGAACAAUAUGGCCAAUCGUACAUGAAGAAGUACGUAGAUAACAUCAAGGAGAUGUUCUACAAAGGUGAGGCUGAUUCAUUGCUUAAGGUGCAGCCUGGUUCAAUGCUUUCACAACUAAAAUUAAUGUAUCCUGGCCGAUACUCUCUACUUAACGAAAUGGAUAUACGGACGCUGAUAUCUACGUUAACAAGCGCGAAGAAAGCAGCGGAUGCUAAGCGGAAGACAGAGAUAGCGUAA